This is a messenger RNA of Bacidia gigantensis, 894 nucleotides long. RefSeq lists its product as uncharacterized. Gene Ontology annotation, molecular function: DNA-binding transcription factor activity. NCBI's taxonomy places the organism in Eukaryota, Fungi, Ascomycota, Lecanoromycetes, Lecanorales, Ramalinaceae. The record is from RefSeq and is a predicted model, not a curated record. The transcript is spliced from 3 exons. Bases 1 to 894 code for a protein of 297 amino acids. Gene Ontology annotation, biological process: negative regulation of DNA-templated transcription.
AUGAGCAAUGAGGUAGCCUCGCUAGAGGCAGAGGCAAAGGAAUACAAGCUACAACUCGAAACAGUCCAAUCAGGUCUCCUCGUGGAACCCGAAAACAGCGAACUCCAGAAUCUCAAACAAGAGCUUGAAGAAGUCAUAACCCUUACCGAAAGCGCGAUCGCAGAGCUAAAGCCUGCUUCAGCAGCACCUCCAGUUUCCAAAUCGUCAUUCCAACAACCAGGAUCCACCGAAAAAUGGUCAAAGGAGAAGCACCCCGCAUACCAAGCAGGAUAUCGACCGCCGGCAACUCCACAAUCUCCCACCGUAGAAGAAGCACCACAGACGCUAUCCGUUAACGACAAUGUGCUUGCGAAAUGGAGAUCAGGCGACAAGUCCUUCUAUCCAGCACGCAUCACAUCUAUCACUGGCUCGUCCGCAAAGCCUGUUUACAUCGUCACCUUCAAAAGUUACUCCACCACUGAGACUCUCUCAGCACAUGAAAUCAAGCCUCUAGCGAGCAGCAACCCACAAAAGCGAAAAGCUGAACCAACGCCUGCGCCAGCGCCUUCAAAUCCUUCUUCGGGAGUCAUAUCAGCUGCUGCGUCGAUUGAUCCCAAUCUAGCGUCGCAGGCAAAGAAAGAGCCUAGCAAGGUGUCUGAUGGACCGACAAGGCCGGCAAAGAUCCCGAGGAAGGUGAAGGCGAACAAGGAGUUGGAGGCAGGUAAGAGUAAGUGGCAGGAGUUUGCGAUGAAAGGAAAGGCAGGGAAAGGUACGGGUAAGAAGGAUAGUAUGUUCAGGACUGGGGAAGGAGUGAAUGCUAGAGUUGGCUUCACCGGCUCUGGGAAAGAGAUGAGGAAGGAUCCGACUCGGAGCAAGCAUAAAUAUGAGACUGGUGCUGGAGAGGAUGAGUAUUGA